AUGUUAUCCGCACUUGUGCCGCAGCCCGGCGUGAAGCAUUGUCCCUCCCCAGCGCAAGGUGGUGACAUCCCCCGCCACAGCUGGACUCUCCCAUGCACCACUGAGGUGGACUCUCUGAGGGGCAGAGUUCGCUCACUUGAACAAUAUUCUAGGAAGAAUAAUCUUGAAAUUAACGGGAUCCCAGAGACACCAAAAGAGAAUGUGAGCGGCCUGGUGAGAGAUGUUGGAGUUGCCCUAGGAGUUGAGAUCCAGGAGACCGACAUAUCAACAGCACACCGAGUACCAUCUUUCAAUAAGGAUCGAGUUCCGCCCCUCAUCGUCCAGUUCUCAAGAAGGACCGUCAGAGACACUUUGCUCAACAAGUUCAAGGAUAAGAAGACGAUGACAGCCGAGCAGAUCAAUGCCGCCUUCCCCGCCCAGAAAAUCUACGUCAGUGAACACUUGACACCGGAAAACAAAAUGUUUCUGUCAAAAUUGAAGAAUAAGUGCAAAGAAAGUGGUUACAAGUUCGCUUGGUGUAAAGAUGGCAAGUUCUUUGUGCGGAAGUGUGAAGGGGAACGGUUCAUUAGGAUUGAAAACGAUGAGGAACUCAACAAGCUGAAGUAA
Molecule: messenger RNA, 606 nt
Organism: Homalodisca vitripennis (glassy-winged sharpshooter)
Lineage: Eukaryota; Metazoa; Arthropoda; Insecta; Hemiptera; Cicadellidae
Exons: 2
Coding region: 1-606 (201 amino acids)
Source: RefSeq, a predicted model, not a curated record